Gymnodraco acuticeps is the source of this 1217-nucleotide messenger RNA. RefSeq lists its product as uncharacterized. The record is from RefSeq and is a predicted model, not a curated record. The transcript has 2 exons. The annotation marks the transcript as partial. Lineage: Eukaryota; Metazoa; Chordata; Actinopteri; Perciformes; Bathydraconidae.
CUCCACCCAUCACCGUUCUCUGUUCCUGCAGACGAGCAGACAGGGAGCCAGAUGAGAAAAGCCGAAUAUGCAGCUGCCAUUUUCCUCAUGGAAAAGAGAAAGGGCCAACUGUAUUUGAGUGGACCAAAGAGAAAGGGAGCUUAGCGGUUAAUCAGUCCAGCGACCACAGCUACAGCAAAGGGCCAGAGUCUGCAGAAACUGACCCCAAAUUCUCCAACGUGCAGUCCGCAGACACCGAACCUGGACCCUCCAGUGUGCAGUCCAGUUGUUCCGCAGACCUGGCAGGGGAUACUUGGAUGCGAAUGGCCAAAUAUUCAGCAGCAGGCUUACCUGAUGAUGUAAUCCGUAUGGAAACAGGGCUUCCUGAUCAGGCCAUGUUUAAAAGGGUGGCGGGGUUGGUGGAGCGCUUUGAGGGCUCCAUUGUCUAUUUCGCUGGAUGGAAAGUGGAGGGCAUCCUGCUGGCAGACCAGGUCUUCAUGGCCAUGAUGAAGAUCCGGCAGAAUUAUCCUCACCUGCACCUUGCACAGCUGUUCCACUGCAGUACCGCAACAGUGGGUAAUGUGGUGAACACCAUGGUCCAUCUGCUCCACAGGUUGCUGUUCAAAAAAAUGAUGUCCACUGUGCCCAGUAGGCAAAAAAAACAAAACAGCAUGCCUGCUGCUUUCCAGUCCUCUGCCUUCAACUGCAGAAUGAUUGUCGACUGCACCGACAUCCACGUGGCCGCCCCAAGUCAGAUGGACCAAGCCAAGCUGACAUACUCCACCUACAGAGGGAUGCACUCCUUCAAAGUGCUCAUCUCUGUGGCCCCAAAUGGAGUCAUCAACUUCUGCAGCCAACUCUUCCCGGGCUCUGUGUCUGAUAAGGCCAUUAUGCAGCAUUCAGGCAUUCUGGAACAUUUAGUGGCUGGCGACCUUAUCCUGGCAGACAAGGGCUUCUUAAUAUCUGAUAUUGUGCCUGCGGGUGUGAUUGUGAACAUUCCCCCUUUCCUGAACAAGGGUAAGUUCACAGAGAGUGAGGUGAGAGCUACCAGGGAAAUAGCCAAGAACAGGGUCCAUGUGGAGAGGGAAAAUGCCAGACUAAAGGAGUUCAGGAUUCUGGACCUGAUUCCUUGCCACCUCAGGAACACUGCAGAUGUGCUGGUACAGCUUUGCUGUGCCUUGGUGAACCUGCAAAAUCCCCUGAUAAAGGAAGUAGCCAGCACCCUCACCGUUGACUAA